AACGCUUGGUAGACUUGUUCGCGCGUCAAUGAUAGUAGUAUGGCGUUUGUGAGAGCAGCUGCUUGGGUUAUUUGAAAAUACGACUCUCUCCGAGAUUUGUAAUCAACCGGUGGAGGGAAAAUAGAGAAAGUAUCGUGCUGACGUUAACCCGCUCGUCUUUGUCGAACUUGACGUGUCGCCAUCGUCAAUCAUCGUCAUUAUUAUCCAUCAUCGUCAUCUUCAUCAUCAUCAUCAUCAUCAUCAUUAUCAUUAUCAUCAUCAUCAUCAUCAUCAUCAUCAUCAUCGUCAUCGUCGUCGUCGUCGUCGACGUCGUCGUCGUCGUCGUGAUCUUCAUCACCAUCACCAUCACCAUCACCAUCACCAUCACCAUCUCAUCACACCACACCACCAACAACACCAUGACGGAUCGAACCGAGCUGAGAAUGAACGUGGCCGCUUUGAAACGAGUUGAUCCCUAUGUGAAGGAUAUCUUGGAAACGGCAACUCAUGUCGCCCUGUAUACGUUUAACGCGGAGGAAAAUGAAUGGGAAAAGACCGACAUCGAGGGCGCUUUGUUCUUGUACUCGAGGAACGGCGAGCCAUACAACAGUAUUCUCAUAAUGAACAGAUUAAAUACAAACAAUCUAGUAGAACCAGUUGCUCCAGGUUUAGAUUUGCAACUGCAGGAACCAUUUCUGCUAUAUAGAAAUUCGAGAUGCAACAUCUAUGGUAUUUGGUUUUAUGAAAAAGAAGAGUGUGUACGGAUUGCAAAUAUGUUAAAUAAACUUCUCAAAGAAUGUGAAGAGAAUCGCAAAAUCAGUAACAAACCGCUACUUAAAGCUAAAAAGACCUUGGGACCUAACGUAAACAAUGUAGAUAUAUUCAGUAUGCUUAGCAAGGCGCAAGAAGACUUUAACACGAGCAGAAGUAGUGGCGGUGGUGGAAGCGUGGGAGGAGAUAGUGGUAACACGAUUACAGGAUCAAAAUCUCCAUCGAUUACACCCAUGAUCGAUAAUAUUUCUGGACCUCUAGCUGCUCCCUUAGGACCUGAUGUCACUUCGCAAAGUGUAAUGGACUUCUUUGCUAAAGCCAAGGUGAAUACUGGACAUUUCAAACCAAACGACCAACCUACUCCAGGAAGUACAGUUACAGUCGAAAGUAAACCUUUACUCGCACGUUUAAUGUCUCAUCCAGCGGCACAUACUCUAGAACAUAUUGAGAAACAGCAGAGAUCUGUAACACCGCAACCGUCUCAUCAGUCGCAACCGACAACGAUUCCAUCCACAAACAAGUCUAAAAGACGAAACAAAGUGACAACACAACAAGAUUCGAUAAUAUCCACGUCAGCGCCAAUUUCUCAGGAUGUGCCGCUACAUGUCGCUCAGAACUUGAUGAACAAUGAUUCAAACGGAUCGACUGGAUUUCUCAGGAUACAAUCGCCGACCAACGUAACCUCUUUAAGAAAUCAUCAAGCUUCAAACAUUACCAGUACCAACAAUGUCAAUCCACUUGCACCAUUACUCGCUCUUGCUUCUGGAAGCACAUCGACAGACGAUAUUAUUCCGGCAGCGCCUACGUUGUCAGGAAGAGGUUCAGCACCAGCGUUAAUACCUCCUGUGAUGUUUGCUGCUCCCAGCUCACCUGAACCCUUAAAUAGACCGUUAGAACCACUAACGAGGAAUCAGCUUUUACAAGCGUUCAGUUAUUUGUUAAAAAGCGAUCCGGAUUUUAUCAACAAACUUCACGAGGCCUACGUCAAAUCGUUCGGAGAGAUACUUUCUUAAACAUACCACAUUAUUGUAUUAAUUAUGAAAAAACCCAUGCUAUGGGUUGUGACUGAUAAAAGGAUUAAGCUAAAUUUCAAUAUUCCUCCAUUACGUGCAUGUACAUACAUAGACGAGAUGUAACGCUCGACAUUCAAUUGAAAAGAUGAGAACCAUUUCUUUAAAAAAAUUAAGGAAAUUUCUUUUUUGGCCGAAGAUUAGAAAACAGAUAUAAAACUAGAAAAUGAUACAAUACCUUACAGUAUUUUUAUAAAGCAAUGCACUUUCUUUCGAACAAAGUAGAAAGGAUGGACGAGCAGGGAACGAAGAAAUUUGAUAACCGAGUAGGAUAUGAAAGAGAAAUUUCUAGACAUAUUAAAUGGUACAUGACGGAAUUGAACGGUUUUUAAACUGUGAUGCCAAAACACUUGCACAAGUGUUUUAUGAUUGAAAUUUCAAUGCAGCACGAAAUCGCUUUUUGAGCUGGCCAAACUGAAAACCUAUUUUAUAGAGUAAUGACGUAUCCUUCCUAUAUACCGGGUACCAAAUAUGGUAUGUGUAUGUUAUCGAUGAAAAAGAAAUACCAAUAAAUACAAGAUGCAAUGAAAA
Molecule: messenger RNA, 2351 nt
Organism: Solenopsis invicta (red fire ant)
Lineage: Eukaryota; Metazoa; Arthropoda; Insecta; Hymenoptera; Formicidae
Gene: DCP1
Product: mRNA-decapping enzyme-like protein
Exons: 4
Coding region: 399-1763 (454 amino acids)
Biological process (GO): deadenylation-independent decapping of nuclear-transcribed mRNA; positive regulation of catalytic activity; deadenylation-dependent decapping of nuclear-transcribed mRNA
Cellular component (GO): P-body
Molecular function (GO): enzyme activator activity; mRNA binding
Source: RefSeq, a predicted model, not a curated record